Messenger RNA from Humulus lupulus (European hop), 1484 nucleotides. RefSeq names its product phosphoenolpyruvate/phosphate translocator 2, chloroplastic-like. The transcript is spliced from 9 exons. Gene Ontology annotation, molecular function: antiporter activity. Gene Ontology annotation, biological process: transmembrane transport. Gene Ontology annotation, cellular component: membrane; Golgi apparatus. The record is from RefSeq and is a predicted model, not a curated record. NCBI's taxonomy places the organism in Eukaryota, Viridiplantae, Streptophyta, Magnoliopsida, Rosales, Cannabaceae. Bases 59 to 1288 code for a protein of 409 amino acids.
CAUGCUACGUUAAUUUAAGUAUCACCGGGCACACCUUCUGUUCCUCCCUGCAAACAAAAUGCAGAACACCAUACUUACUCUCUCUCAAUUUCGAAACCCUAACCCUAAAAUGUCUCUUCUUUCACAUUCUCCGUCUUCCAUACAGCUCCAUCAUUACUCACUUGGUCGAAUUUCACGGGGAAGAGCUUUGGAUACGCUUCCUUCAUCUUUUUUCUCUUCUUCUUCUUUGCGUUUCAGAGCUCAAAUCUCUGCUUCAAUCCCGAGUCUAAGCCGGAAAGGCAACAAUUUCAUAGUGAGGGCCACACCCACAUCAGUGCCCGAGAGUAGUGCUGAGCAGGGUGCGAUUCAGAACGAGUUGGCUCGGACUUUGCAGCUUGUAUCCAUGUUAGGAGUUUGGUACCUUCUCAAUAUUUACUUCAACAUCUUCAACAAACAGGUUUUGAAAGUCUAUCCAUUUCCAGCGACGGUUACUGCUUUCCAGCUUGGCUGCGGAACUCUCAUGAUUCUCUUCAUGUGGGGUUUCAAUCUCUAUAGCAGACCAAAGAUUACUCUCUCCCAGUUUGCUGCAAUACUGCCAUUGGUUUUGGCACACGCAUUAGGCAACUUGUUGACCAAUGUCAGCCUUGGAAAAGUCUCUGUUUCAUUCACGCAUACUAUCAAAGCUAUGGAGCCAUUUUUUGCUGUUCUCUUCUCUGCCCUCUUUUUUUCUGAGAUACCAAGUGUGUGGGUAGUUUGUUCCCUUGUACCAAUUGUAGGUGGAGUGGCAUUGGCUUCCUUCACGGAAUCCUCUUUUAAUUGGAUUGGAUUCUGCACUGCCAUGGCUUCCAAUGUUACUAAUCAAUCUCGUAAUGUUUUCAGCAAGAAGUUGAUGGUUCAAGAAGAGGAAACUUUGGACAAUAUCAAUCUGUUCUCAGUCUUAACCAUCAUUUCUUUUUUGCUGUUGGUUCCCUCGGCUAUUCUUCUUGAAGGAGUGAAGUUUAGUCCUUCAUAUCUGCAAUUAGCUGAAAAUGAAGGAUUGAACAUUAAAGAGCUAUGCUUGAGAUUACUUCUAUCAGGUUUCUGUUUUCAUUCUUACCAGCAGGUGUCAUAUAUGAUUCUACAAAUGGUAUCACCGGUAACCCACGCGGUGGGAAAUUCUGUAAAGCGCGUGGUAGUCAUAGUAUCGUCAGUCAUCUUCUUCCAAACACCUAUUUCACCCAUUAACUCUCUCGGAACUGCUAUUGCUCUUGCUGGAGUCUUCCUAUACUCAAGAGCCAAACGAAUUAAGCGAAAGCCAAAAGUUGUAUAAAUAAUAGGGUAGGUAACUAUUUGGUACUUUGUAUUUUUUGAAAGUAGCAUCUUGGUAUCAUAUGUUUUUAAAUAAUACUCAUUUGGUACCCUGCAUUUUGAAAUCGUACAUAUUUGGUACCCUGUAUUUUAAAAUGGUACAUAUUUGGUACCCUAAACUCAAAUUUAAUUAAUAAAAUUUUACCAAUUUAAUUAAA